AUGCUAGCCGUGGAGAUUAACUGCCAAUGGUUCAAUUUGGAGGUUCUUAAAUCGUACUUGAACAACACUAGUCAAGCCCGGAUUAUCCAACCCCCACGCGACGUUGCAGUUCUGGACGGCGAAGAUGCCAUGUUCUACUGCGGCGUCGAGGGCAACCCCCAACCUAGUGUCACGUUUUUAAUCGAUGGCCAGUCUGGCCGUCUGUCGAAGGAGACGGGCAGGGUAACCCCCACGCCAGACGGUGGGAGCUUCUUGCGACUAUUCAAGGUCACUGCCAAGCAGAGUGGAAUCAAAAUCGAGUGCUUAGCCAGCAAUCACGUCGGCAAUGACAGAGCCUCGGCCAGUUUGAAGGUCUACGAAUACACUGAUGAUGUGCCCGUGGGAUUCCCGAAGUUUAUUCACACCCCAAGAUCCCACUCCACGGACGUCGGGAAGCCGGUCCAGUUAGAGUGUGCAGCUGAGGGAAAAGGGGAUUUGACAUUUUUGUGGUUGAAAAACGGAUUACCAGUAGUAAGUCAAGAUCAGGAUUUGGCAUCGGUGGUUGGUGUGCCACUGGACACGACGGUGCACUCCACAAGGUACAACAUCAAGAGUGAGGUUAACGGUCUGACGGCUGCACAGCAACCACUGUCGUUCGAAAAUGUCAACACAUCCGACGACGCCUACUACGAAUGCGUCGUCAUAACCAAAAUCGGAUCGAUAAUCAGCUCAAAGGCUCACCUUGCUGUGAAAGAUACCUUCUACCCACCGUCGAUUCUUGAACAGCAGGAGAGAGUCGAAGUUAGACCGGGAAAGGGCGCGAACCUCACGUGUACCGCCAGUGGCAAUCCUCAAGCCCAGGUGAGGUGGCUAACAGAUCAGGAGAAGCCACUCACCGAGGCUGUCGAGUGGAGAGCCAUGCUGUUCCUCACUGACGUCACGGAACCCCGGGUCUACAUCUGCGUGGCCAACAACAAUCUUGGACAGGUUCAGCAUGCCGUCAGAGUUGACAUUGUCGACGUUCCACGUGCUCCUGUUGACCUCGAAUGCAUUGCCAGAGGACCAACGCACGCAAACCUUCGGUGGUUUCCCGGUCGUGCGGCCGGGGAGGCCCACGCUGAUCCCUCUCGUGUCUCCCCCGUCCCCAUCACCUCCUACACCCUCAUUGUCACCGACCUUGACGCCUUCGAUGGACGACAGACGGUCAAACGCAAACUCACCGAUAUUUCACCGUGGAAGAUCCAAGCGGAUGGGUCGGUUCAGCUGAAGGUGACCGAUCUCAAACCUGACCAUCGGUACACCGCCGAAGUCUACGCCCUGAGCACCAAAUUCGGCAUCUCCGACGCUAGCAACCAGAUUGCCUUCAGAACGCUUGAAUCACCGCCUGGAGGUCCGCCUCUGUCCAUUCACGCGACGGCUACGUCUGGAGACUCCAUAACCGUCAGUUGGAGACCACCCAUGGAACCAAAUGGAAAAAUAAAUGGCUACAAGGUAUACUACUCGACGCACCUCCGCACCCAACUGGAGCAGUGGCAGGUGCUUCAGACGUCCAAAACUCACGCAGUUCUGCAGGACCUUGUGAAAAUGGCCACCUACUACAUCAGAGUGAACGCCUUCAAUUCAGCUGGGGACGGACCAAUGAGCGACGUCCACCCCAUCAUCGUUAAUCCUGGGGUUCCACCACAACCGUCCAACUUUCGUGGAGUCAGCCCAACACCCACGGCGAUCCAAUUGAUCUGGUCACCUCCGGAGAUGUCGCACGACAUGGCCAUCCUCGACUACCAACUUCAAUGUCGACCUGCAAGUGAGGCCGCGGUCAACGAGGCAGCUCCGCAGAUCCCCCUGGCAAUCACCGUUCCACCAAAUCACACAGGUUGGAUCCUCAAAUCUCUGCAGCCCGACACCAUGUACCAGGUUUCGUUGUCUGCGAGAACUAAACACGGGACUGGCGUGCCUGCGAGACUGGAAAUCCGCACGCUAAGCAAUCCCUGCACACUCAUUCUCUUGUCAAGGCGCGCCCAAUCAGUCGAUACUGAUGCCCAGAGUCACCACUUUUUUGAACUCAGCGCCAAUCCGUGUCACGAGGAUCCUGGGUUUUGUUUUUCAGUCCCAACACCUCCACAGGACCUUACGCUGGACACGUUCCGACGCGAGACGGCUGUCACCGGUGGUGGGAUGCCGGUGGAUUACAUUGUCCUGAAACUGCAAUGGAAGCCGCCAGAGGAGACUUUCGGGGAACUGAAAGGGUACCAGGUCUCGUUCCGGCUCGUUGGACCGCCAGAUCUCCUGAUGACAGCCAAAACCGUGGAAGGUGACGCUGGCAAAAUGCUGGACGGCAGUGGACAGGUUAUUCCAACGCACGCUGUUCGUCGAAAUGUCACUGGGACGUCAUAUACGUCGACGCAGAUUGACAAUAUACAGAAGGAGCUUGCGACUGCAAACGAAACUGUUCCCACGAUUCAGCAUAUUGCUUUAGCAGGAAAGUCCGUUCACGAAUCUACCUUGGGAGUUCACUAUUACGAGUUCAGUUCGCCGCAGAACACCGCCAACUAUCUGAACACGACGCAGCCAUUGGUGCGCAUUGACGGGCUUCAAGAAAGAACUGUGUACACGUUUCGUGUUAGAGCAUUCACAAGUUCCGGGCCUGGACCGUGGUCAGCAUCCAACACAAUUCGCACGACAGCUGAAGUGCCACAUCCACCGUUGCACAUCAAAGCAGAAAGAAUCAACCAGCGCCAAAUCAAGGUUACCUGGAGCCUGUCAAGUCGUUCCAUUCACAGCCUCGGCACAAACUACCACCAGCGACCGAUCCCAGUGACUGGCUUCCGCAUCUACUACGCCGCUCACGACACCGUCGUCGACCCGUCCAGUGAACGCAUCCUCGAAGUCGGCGCUGUCACCAUGGCGACGUUGGAUGACGUCUCGUCCACGGAGAGUUACAUCAUCAAGAUCCAGUCACGCGGAACUGACAAACGCUUCGGAAAUUGGAGCGAACCAGUCAUCGUUAGUGCCAAUCGAUAUGGCGUGGAUCAGAGAGUCGGAGGAUACCAGCUCAGACGGGUGGAAGACCUUCGCUGUUUCGCCUUAAAAGCCGACGAUCAGACGAAUCUCAUGGACGCAAGUCUUCGGCUCACAUGGCUUCCACCGCUGGACCGACGAAUGCUGAAGGAAUACGAGAUUCGUGUCAGCGGGGUUAAGUCCUACAUCAAUGAACUCAACGACCCAGUAAGACUCACUCUUGGACCACGCAAGCUGAUCGUCACUCCAACGCGAUCGUCGACUGGGCAUUCAGGCGACGUGGCGCUCAGGAACGACUUCCUGCCCGUGGACUCCGACACCCUGCUGGUUCACACGAUCGAUAAACUCGAACCGAACGCCGUCAUUGACGUCGAGGUGAGGCCAGUCUACGAGACCCCUGCGGGUCGUCAAAUCGACGAAGUUGAGUCGUUCUGGGAACAAACAAGUUGUCGAACCGGAAUGCAACCUCCGACAAACAUAACCGCACCUGUGCCCGUGGCCUUCAGGGCUGAUGCCAACGAGGUGGUGAUGCGUUUGCUGAGAGUCAGCGAAAAUCUUGGACCCAUUCGACGGUACUACCUCAUCGUUAGCAGUCCUGAACGCGCUCGUGCAAUCACUGCUACCGACAACUUUGAUUGGCAUGCAGAGAUUCUUCGUGUGUCACCGAAUCAAGACGGUGAAACACGACUCGCUGCAGAAUUCACCCAACUUGCCUUCGAGACGUCACAGUUGGAAAUACAGGUGGGUGGACGGAGCGGCUUGAGGCAGAUUCGUCGACGUCGUCGAUCAGGUGACGCGACGUCUUCUCUCAGGAUCCCCAACGAUCCUGCACUCAUGCUCAAGAAUGCUCCGAGUGACACCGGUCGGCCAAACUCAGAAAUCCUUCUCUACGACUGCCGUCUGACUAAAGGACGGCUUUACAGGGCCCUGCUUUUGGCUUGCAUUUAUCCGGAUGUGCAGUAUUUGGUGCCGUUGAAUAAGCGCUCACAACAUGGUUACUUCAAUGGCAAUUCGGCCGAAACCAAGACCUCCUUGAAUGUUGGCAACGAGGAUGAGGACAGCAUCAGUCUGAACUACUGCUCCGCCAGUCCGUGGUCGCUGACCUUCACGCCGGACAAGAACCUCAUCGUAGCCAAUGGAAACGACCUGUCGGAGGCCAUCGGUGUUGGCGACCCCGGGGUCAACGGACCGAACCUCCGCGCCAGUCCCUCCUUCUUCACCAUCAUCCUCGUCACCGUCAUCAUCGGUCUAGGCUUGGUUGCUGUUAUUUGCAUCGCGGUGCAGUGCUUCUUUAGGCGAAGACCAAAGCAGCAGAGAAAUUCAAUCGGAGCAAAACUUCCCAAGGCGGACAACAGCUUGAAAGUUCCUCUCAUGCCACCGGCAUCCCACAACGUCGUCGUUCCUGGAAUUGACCCCGUCGAUCUUCCCUCAGUUGACGUGCAUAACAAAGCUGCCUCCCCCAUUCCAACCGGAUCUCGCGUGAACUCGCCCAGUCUGCGGUCGUCGAAAUUCUUCGACAACGGCGCCCUCCAGCAUCCCAUCUCGGCUUCCAGCACGCCCGCUCGCAGACAAACCCAGUCCUCGCUCGUCCAACCCCUGCCCGGCCAAUCGCCUAUCUCUCUCGACCACUUGGCCGUGCACGUCGCGAAUCUCAAGUGCUUCGACAACAGCGGUCUCUACAAGGAGUACGAGGCGAUCGAACCCGGUGGCGGCUUCACGUGGCAGAACGCCAACAUGGAGUUGAAUAAGCCGAAGAAUCGAUACGCCAACGUCAUCGCCUACGACCACAGCCGAGUUUUGCUCAGCCAACUUCCUGGUGUACCUUGCUCCGAUUACAUCAACGCAAAUUACUUGGAUGGCUACAGACGCCAGAAUGCGUAUAUUGCCACUCAGGGUCCCUUGCCUGAGACGUUUGGUGACUUCUGGCGAAUGGUGUGGGAGCAGAAUUCGAGAGUGAUUGUGAUGAUGACGAAGUUGGAGGAGCGCUCUCGCCUGAAAUGCGACCAGUACUGGCCAACCAGAGGCAGCGAGGUGUUUCCUAUCUACCCCCCUGGCGAUCUCAAGCCACCAAACCCACCUCCAGACUACACAGCUUUUUCCGUGACCCUGGUGAACGCCAGUGAUUACGCCUACUACACAAUCCGCACUUUCAAUCUGCAGAAGGUGGCUCCGUCGUCUAGCUCGCUGGAGUCAACCACUGCGGCUGUGUCUCAGGGUGGUCCAACGCUUCGUGGAAUCCAUCCUGCGGAGGGCCUACGGCCAGUGUCGGAGACACGGCAGAUCAAACAGUUUCAGUUCACGGCGUGGCCCGAUUGUGGCGCGCCAGAACGCCCUCAGCCCCUACUUCUCUUCACGCGUCAAGUCAGUGAGGUGCGGAACAUCCUGAACCAGCAGCACGCACAACGGAGCCAGGAAAAUGGUGGUGUGCCUGGCGUUAGUUCAACCCUUGCAACCCACGGAGGCAGUCGAAUCGGACCGACCAUCGUCCACUGCUCUGCGGGUGUCGGACGAACGGGCGCCUUCAUUGUCAUCGAUUCGCAAUUGGAGAGAAUGAAAGCCGAGAGUUCAGUGGACAUCUUUGGGUCGGUGAGUCGGAUGCGAACGCAGCGCAACUUCAUGGUUCAAACGGAGCAGCAGUACGCCUUCCUCUACGAGGUUGUGGUGGAGGCAGCUCAGGUAGCUGGCAGCGAAGUUACCGCCCACAGCCUCUACAAUUACGUCAUGAAGCUGCGUCAGCCUGCACCCACGUCAAUGCUCACCAUGUACCUCGGUGACGCUGGAAAAACGGGAUUCCAACCAAACAUAACAGCCCUGGAACUCGAAUUCCAGCGUGUGUCGAUAAAUCUGCAAGUUUCUGGCCAGUGCACAAGUGCCCUUCUGCCAGAGAACCGUAACAAGAACCGCGUUGAUUACGUCCUGCCCUACGAGAGCAACCGAGUGAUCCUUUCCACGAUUCGCGGUGUUGAAGGCGCAGAUUACAUAAAUGCCAGCUUCAUUGACGGCUACUGGCACGAGAAAGCCUACAUUGCCACACAAGCGCCGCUAGCCAGCACAACUAACGACUUUUGGCGCAUGAUUUGGGAGCAUAACUCUCCUAUCAUCGUGAUGCUGAGUGAAACGACGGAGAACGGGAGGGAACAGUGCUUCCAGUACUGGGCGUGUGAGCGUUCCCAACGCUACCAGCAAUUCCUCCUUGAACCCAUGGUCGAGUACAACAUGCCGAGUUUUGUUCUGCGCGAGUUCCGUCUUACGGACACCCAGGAUGGCCAGUCGCGGACGGUGCGGCAGUUCCAGUUCUCUAAUUGGCCCGACAACGGGGUUGCCAUUUCGCGAGCGGCUGAAACUCUCAUUGAAUUGGUCUCCCAGGUUCACAAGACACAGGCUCAAUUUGGCCAGGAUGGCCCAAUCACCGUGCAUUGCAAUGCCGGCGCAGGUCGCACGGGCAUUUUCAUCGCGUUGAGCAUUCUGCUAGAACGGAUGCGAUGCGAGGGCAUGGUUGAUCUCCUUCUCACUGUUCGACUCCUGCGAGGGCAGCGGAGUCAAAUGAUCGAAAAUGAGAGUCAAUACGCCUUCUGCUACACAGCGCUUCUGGAGUACUUUGCGUCAUUCGAGCAUUAA
Messenger RNA from Mesocestoides corti, 6615 nucleotides. Lineage: Eukaryota; Metazoa; Platyhelminthes; Cestoda; Cyclophyllidea; Mesocestoididae. The record is from the annotation of a GenBank genome assembly.